GCAGCAGCAGCCGGUGCGGCUCCUCGACUCCUUGUUUGCUGCAGGAUCGCAAAAGUGUCAAAAGAAGAAGCAUGUGGAUCUCUGACAGGUGACUGGAUCCGGGUCGAUGGCGUGAAAAAGCUUCCGUUUGUUCGCGCUGCGGUGAUUUAAAAGAGGAGAAAGCUGACGCGAAGUGAAGCGAUGAUGAACUCAGGCACACCGAAGCCACCGCUGGCUCCAAAGCCAAAGCUGACCCAGCACCAGAGGGCGGGGUUAUCUCCCAAAAUCCCCAGAAGGGAUGGAACCCCGCUCCUGUCUCCCGGCUCACCGAGGAGGGCCAAGCCGGUGCUCGCCCCCAAACCCUGCCUCUCCAAACUCAGCACUGCUGUGGAAUCCAAGCCACGGAUACCAAAGAGCCCGCACCAGAUAUCUGUUCCGGACCCCCCUCGGACUGUGGGGCUUCUUAAUUCCCAAAAUGGAUUACAGCAAGAGAACAAAAAGCCGGACUGGGAUUAUGUUAUUCCGAUUUGCCUUUGCAGCCAAGAAAACUGCAUGUGCAUCCGGACCUCACCGGCAAAUGCUAAACAUUUGGAGAAAGACUUGAAACCAGUGCACAAUGGCAAAGCUAAAGAAAAUGAAAAUGGUCUCCAGGCAUCUCGAGGCAUUUUUGAUAACCACAAAGACCAAACCGACAGUAAAACACACCAAGUAAAGAACACUUCCUCCUCCAGUACCCUCCUCGCUCUUCAAGCAGACAGAACUCUCCACACAGUCGCUGGUCGUUUUUGUCCUGGUGUGACUGUCGAGCUGUCGUCUCCUCACAGAACAUGGAGCGACGAGGCAAACGGUAACACAUUACCUCAGAGUGUAACAGGGCGAGGACCAGAGGAAGAUGCUCUUGGCUCAGAGCAGACCGGUGUGCCUCAACCCAGACUGGUCCCAGCGGCCCCUAGGAAGCCCGUCCCCGUCCCUGUACCUCGCAAGCCCAGGCCGGCUGCCUUGGCCCGUCAGGAAAAGGUGGAGAGGGAGGAGAUCGUCAGCCUGGAAGGGAUGAAGACCAGCGUCACAGAGGUGAAGGUGUCAUCGGAGGGGAAGUGCAGCUCUGUCAGUGUACCUGCUAAUGAGAGCGAGCCCAACAUUUGUCUGUCUGCAAGGAAAGCGUAUGUCCCGCCAGCGCCUCCGCCCAGGAAGAAGCCGCUGCUGUCCAAACCUGAGACGGCAGCAGCCCCCGCUCCUCAGACCCCCCCGAAGGACGUGAUGGAGGAGGAUCUGGGCUGGGACAGCAGCGGCAGCUUCGGAAUGGAGGUCUCCGUGGAUGAGGAGGACGUGCCCAACAAGGAAACAGACGAUCGGAGGGCGACCGACGGCCACCUCGCACACCGCCCCGCGUCCAGCGGCUCACUCGCCGAGCAUCCUGCCAUCGCUGCAGCCGCAGCAGAGGAGGGGAAGGCUAAAGUAGUCCCAAAGAAGCCUCAGAGAAACAGCAGCCCGAUGGCAUUGUUUCAGAAGAGAGAGUCGCAUGAAGAGGACGAUGUGGGGGAAACCGGAGUUUAUGAGGAGCAUCUGGUCCGUCCUUCACAUGAUGGUGUUCUGCAGAAGAGAGUAUUGAGGGAGCUGCCUUUACCUCCAAAGGAGAAACCAAGCAAAAACCUCUUAUCGGGAGGAAUUGUCAAGCCUUCCCGGUCCAGCCUGAACAAGCAGAAAGCCAGAUCGUUCUCGGCCGCUGAUCUCAUUGUCUCUGAAGGACAGAGGAGGAACUCUUUCCGGAAGCUUCUCGACUUGAAGCUCUCUGUACCCAAAAUGUUACCCAAGCUCAUGGCCAAAGGGAGCCAGAGCCCAGACUCCUCCGUGACUGAUAACGGACACACCGUCUUCAAGGACCAAGACGACGGUCAAAAGUACCCUGAGAGUUUCAGGCCUUCACGCAAACUAUCCUGUCCACUGAUUGGAGUGGAGCAGAGUGUGGAUGGAGACGAGUUUCCUCUUGGUGUGGAACAAACGGGUUACUACGAGAACGUCCCGUACUACGAGGAGAUACCAGACUAUGUCAAUGAGCAUAUUUACGAGGCAACAUCGCCGUCUCAGGCCUCCUCUUUGCAGCCCGGGACCGGGCAGAACCCACUGUACAGUGAUGAAGGCAUUUAUGAGGAGCAGGAGCCGUACAUCUCUCUGGUGAAACCUACAGACGACCACGAGCGUCAGACACAAACAGACAACGACAAAAGAAGUUCUGUCGCUGAGGAGGCGGCUGUUGUGAACGAGGCCCAUUCGGAUGACGACAUCGCGGCCGACAGCUCAGACGAAGAGGACGAGGAUGACAGCAGCUCGCUCUCGAGCAAAGGCGACCCCGAGCAGCCAGGAGAGAGCUCGAAGCAGAGUGACAAGAAGAAAAGCAAAAUACACCACAUCGCCACAGAGAUCAUGAGCUCGGAGAGUGUGUUUGUUGAUGCCCUCAAGCUGCUUCAUGUUGACUUUCGGGAUUCUGUGUCGCAAGCGUCUCGUCAGAGCGGGAAGCCCGUGAUCGAGGAGCGCCACCUCAACCAGAUCCUCUACUACCUCCCCCAGCUCUACGAACUCAACCAAGACCUGCUCAGAGAGCUGAAGCAGAGAGUGGCCACAUGGGAUGAGCAUGCCCGGCUGGCUGAUGUCUUCCUGAAGAAAGGGCCCUAUCUGAAGAUGUACUCCACUUACAUCCGGGAGUAUGACAAGAAUGUGGCUCUGCUGGAAGAGCAGACCAAGAGGAGUCCGGCGUUCGGCGCUGUAGUACGAACCUUUGAGGCGAGUCCACGCUGUGCCAGCCUGGCUCUGAAGCAUUACCUGCUGAAGCCUGUGCAGAGGAUCCCUCAGUAUCAGCUGCUGCUCACAGAUUAUCUUAAAAACCUGUCUGAAGACUCAUGUGACUACAAGGACACUCAAGCUGCUCUCGCCAUAGUGAAAGAGGUGGCCAAUCAUGCCAAUGACAUUAUGAAACAAGGGGAUAACUUCCAGAAGCUCAUUCAGGUGCAGUGUCGUCUGAACGGCCAUCAUGAGAUUGUCCAACCUGGACGGAUCUUCCUCAAAGAGGGGAUCCUGAAGAAGCUGGCCAGGAAGGUCAUGCAGCCCAGAAUGUUUUUCUUGUUUAACGACACGCUGCUGUACACCACCCCCGUUCAGUCGGGCCAGUUCAAGCUCAACAACAUGCUGUCGCUGGCCGGGAUGAAGGUUAGCAAACCAAGUCAGGAGGCCUAUCAGAACGAGCUGAACAUUGAAAGCGUGGAGCGCUCCUUCAUCCUAUCCGCGAGCUCGGCUGCAGAGCGAGAUGAAUGGCUGGAGGCGAUCUCUACAGCGAUCGGCGAAUACACCAAGAAGAAAAUCAGCUUUAUAUCCGGAAAACCUCUUCAUGAGGGAGGACUCGGGGACGGGGGUGACGGCUCUCCUUUGGGAUCCAAAGCCCCCAUAUGGAUCCCCGACCCGCGGACCACCAUGUGCAUGAUCUGCACCUGCGAGUUCACCUUGACGUGGAGGAGACAUCACUGCCGCGCAUGUGGAAAGGUGGUGUGCCAGGCGUGCUCCUCCAACAAACACUGCCUGGAGUACCUGAAGAAGCAGCCGGCCCGAGUGUGCGACCAGUGUUUCGCUGCUCUGCAGCAGCAGAGGAGUGAGAGCCCGUCGUCUGCCGCCUUGUCUCCCGGAAGCAAAGCGACGUUUGCUUUCCCGCGCAGGCAGAAGAAGAUUCCCGCAGCCCUGAAAGAGGUGUCUGCAAACACGUACGAUUCCUCCAUGAGUGGCUACCUGCAGAGGUCAAAGGGCACCAAGAGGCAGGGAAAGAGGCUGUGGUUUGUCAUCAAAGAUAAAGUCCUCUACACGUAUGCUGCCAGUGAGGACGUGGCGGCGUUGGAGAGUCAGCCGCUGCUGGGCUUCAUGCUGAAGUUCGAUCCUUCACAGAAGCUGCAAUUCAAGCUUUACCACAAAAACACACUUUACUACAUUUUUAAAGCUGACGACAUGCAGACGGCCCAGAGAUGGAUCGACUCUUUCAAAGAAGCCACGGUGCUCUAAUGUGUCGACAGCGGGGGGGUCAGAGGUCACAGGUCUUCACCCGGCUUAAUGUUUUACCUCGGCGCUCUCUGGAUGCUGCAGACACCACCAUAGUGUUGAACACCUACCAAAUUUAACAUUUUUAUGUUUCUAUCAGAUUUAGUGUAGCUUUAGAGCACUCCUGUGGAGUCAGGAUUUAUUAAUGUUGUUGUUUGUCACUGAUUUUAUUUCCUUCCCGUCGGGAUGCGUGUAGAUUUGUCCCAGAUUUUAUUCCACAGUUAUCUGUAACAGCUAUCAUUAGCCGGCUGAAGCACAGAUUUUAUCGGAUUGUCGAAGCAUAGAUUUGUCAAUGAAAGACAAUCGUCCGGAGAUUUUACAUGUUUACUGUUCAUCAAUAGUUUUCACAUCUGAACAAGUCAUGACGUUGUCUAUUGUCGGGGAGUGUUUUUUUUUUUUUCCUUCUUUUAUACACAUGUAAGGAGUUGUCAAUAGCACACAUGCACACUUUUUAUCAAACUUUCACCUGGCGUUAUGAGGAGUUUUUGUAACUUCCGUGACGGUCGGUGUCUUGGCGUCACAUCCACUGUAUGUUAAAACGUAAUGACGUGUUUUCUACCUGACUCGCUUCACAGGCUGUACAUAUAUCCACACACGGAAGUGGAAUUAAGUAUUCUUGUAAAUAAAAUGUAAUCAAAUUGUCAUAAACCUGAUUUUUACUGCCUAACUUGUAAGUCUCUGUAUUUUAUUUUUUAACAAAGUUCAUUAAUACUGAUGUUACCCUUUUGUGGGUGUUCUUUUUUUUUUUUUUUUUUUUUUAUUACUCAUGUUGCUGUUCUUUAAAUUAAACUUUAAACCCUGAAGCAAACUCA
Molecule: messenger RNA, 4865 nt
Organism: Salarias fasciatus (jewelled blenny)
Lineage: Eukaryota; Metazoa; Chordata; Actinopteri; Blenniiformes; Blenniidae
Product: FYVE, RhoGEF and PH domain-containing protein 6-like
Exons: 21
Coding region: 181-4017 (1278 amino acids)
Cellular component (GO): cytoplasm
Molecular function (GO): guanyl-nucleotide exchange factor activity; metal ion binding
Source: RefSeq, a predicted model, not a curated record